AUGGCCGCACGCGCAUCUUCCAGAGUAUCCAUCGCAUGGUCGGGAGCAGAACCUAUAGAAGAUACAGAUACGCUCGUCCUUACUAUCGAUGGGUAUUCAUUGGAUCUGAGAGUGUUCAACUCGGGCCCUGAUGAGGGGAAGAUCGAUUGGUCCACUGUCGCGCACGUAGGUGAGGUAGAAGGAUCCACCAAGGAGAAUCCAAUUCUCAAAUGGGAUCACAUCAUCGAUUCUCGUCCACCUACCGAUAUGCCCGAUCAAGGUAAAUUCGAGACUCUCCCCAAUGGAGAUGUGAUAGAAAUUGGUAUAAUGCACAAUCCCAAAACCAACCUGUAUGAGGACUACGUGGAGACAUGGCGUAGGAUGAAAUUGCCCGCUGCAGCACCUUAUAUCGUUCUAGCGUCGGGAGAUGGAGGAACACAAGCGUAUUUAGGUAGAGUAGGUGAACACGCUUUGGGAUUGGCAAAGUCGACAGAUGGAGAAUAUUACGCUUGGAGAGAUACAAUGGAAGAUGGCAAGUGGAAGAGGAUUUAUCAAUUCGGAGAGGACAUCAAGAGUCUGUUGCCUGAUUUACCGACUCACAUACCGGAAGAUUGGUCAAAAGACGAUAAUGUGACUUUGGAAGGUGAUAGUAAAUGGGUUGUAAAAACUAUAGGUAAAUUGUAG
Molecule: messenger RNA, 663 nt
Organism: Kwoniella botswanensis
Lineage: Eukaryota; Fungi; Basidiomycota; Tremellomycetes; Tremellales; Cryptococcaceae
Exons: 2
Coding region: 1-663 (220 amino acids)
Source: RefSeq, a predicted model, not a curated record